Gadus chalcogrammus (walleye pollock) is the source of this 1840-nucleotide messenger RNA. RefSeq names its product heparan sulfate (glucosamine) 3-O-sulfotransferase 1-like1 (gene hs3st1l1). NCBI's taxonomy places the organism in Eukaryota, Metazoa, Chordata, Actinopteri, Gadiformes, Gadidae. The transcript is spliced from 2 exons. Bases 484 to 1410 code for a protein of 308 amino acids. The record is from RefSeq and is a predicted model, not a curated record. Gene Ontology annotation, molecular function: [heparan sulfate]-glucosamine 3-sulfotransferase activity.
AUUACACAUGUAUCCGCGUGCAGACACAGCGCGCGCGGUCUGCAGCUCAUGGGCGCGAAGGAUGGAGUCGAAUUUACCACUUUAAAUUAAUAAGGACUCCUCGUCGUCCCCUCGUGUCCUCUUUCCAAUAAAUCAGUGAUGAGAUCGGCCGUCGGGAGCUUCUCCACAAGAAGAAGACAACGAGAAGAUCCUCCGCGCAAAAGUGGAAAGAGUGGCUCUUGAAAUCACAAAACCCCGGUCAUUGGAAAGCGGAUCCGGUCACCAAACAAAUGCGAGAUGUACUCUGGCCUGGCCGCAGUCUCGUCUCUUCACAAGCGAGUUCAACAGCAGAAGGAGAAGAAGAUCACCGUUUCCCGCUCUGCUCCGGCCCCCGUUGACAUCAGAAAGGCCGACGUGAUGGUCUUCAGCUAAACCAGAACCCUCUCCUUUUUCAUGACCCGCCUCCUGUUGCAUUGCCUCGUCUCCUCCUGAAACUCCCUCGCCAUGGCCUGCUUCCUGGCGUCCGUCUUUUUCCUGGUCCUCCAGUCGUACGCUGCCCCACCGGAGCUGCUCCAGGCAGCGGUCACCCUGCACACGCUGGACCUCGAAGCGGGAACAUCCGCCAACGUCUCGGGGGACCUCCCGCCCCCAGGCACGAGCAAACGAGCCCCGCACAGCAUCAUCAUCGGGGUGCGCAAGGGCGGCACCCGAGCCCUGCUGGAGAUGCUGGACAUCCACCCCGAGGUGGCGGUGGCGGCCACCGAGGUGCACUUCUUCGACUGGGACGAGAACUACGCCAAGGGCUUCGAGUGGUACCGCGACCUGAUGCCCUACUCGUACCCCAGGCAGAUCACGGUGGAGAAGACGCCGGGCUACUUCACGUCGCCCCUGGCGCCCGAGCGCAUACGCGCCAUGAACUCAUCCAUCAAGCUGCUGCUGAUCCUUCGGGACCCCGCGGAGCGGGUGGUCUCGGACUACACCCAGGUGUACUUCAACCGGCUGGAGAGCCACAAGCCCGUGCAGGCCAUCGAGAACCUGCUGGUGCGCAACGGCGCCCUCAACACCCGCUACAAGGCCAUCCACCGCAGCCUCUACGACGUGCACAUGCGCAACUGGCUGCGCCACUUCCCCCUGGAGCAGAUCCACAUCGUGGACGGGGACACGCUGAUCCACGACCCGCUGCCCGAGCUGCAGAAGGUGGAGCGCUUCCUCAACCUGCCCCCUAGGAUAGUGUCCUCUAACUUCUACUUCAACCAGACCAAGGGCUUCUACUGCAUCCGCAGCGACGGGCGGGAGCGCUGCCUGCACGAGUCCAAAGGGCGGCCGCACCCGGCCGUGAACGGCACCGUGCUGCAGAAGCUGCGCUCGUACCUGCGCGAGCACAACCACAGCUUCUACCGGCUGGUGAAGCGCACGUUUGACUGGCAAUGAGGGCACCUGGGCAGGCAGACUCAAAGAGGGAGAGGGUCCUUUCUUUGCUUUGCCUGUGAUGAGGGCAUUGAGAAUGAAUGGAAGGCAGGAAGACUGAGGGGGGAGGGAGGGUGAGGGAGAGGGAGAAGCACUUUAAGACCUGACAUUUCCACACCCAUUCGAAUAGCCUCGUAAUAACUACCAUUGUAAACUCUGGUUGCCACAGAGCGGGCCGAUAUCUCAAGCCUUAGGAAUAAUUCUUCAAAUACUGUAUACUGUACUGCCAAGGUCACAUAAAAAAAUGUAAAAUGAAUUCCCAAGCUUGGCAAGUCCUUCUCUCUGUGCUGUAUUAGUUACCACAUCGCAGCGGUUUGAAGUUUGUAAAAAAAUGAUUAAAAAAGAAUGACAAUUUUCUUUCUUCUCUUAUUUGAUAUUCUUGUUCUUAAUAAUA